CUAGAGACUAGAGGCUGCGUCGCUUGUCCGCAGAUUUGAGGGGCGGCUUCAUAAUCGUAUCUAGCCCGCACGCAGAGCUCCGAGUCCGGGCUGGAAGCUUCCACGAGCCCGCAACAACACAACACGACCAGCGAGGAGGGGAUGGAGAUAGACUGCCAGCCCGAGGAGUCCAUCGUCUCUUCAUUUGAUGAGGACUGUGUUGUGCUCGGUGACGUCAAGGACAUGAGAUUGGAGGCAGAAGCAGUCGUCAAUGACGUACUUUUUGCCGUCUCUGAAAUGCAUGUGUCACAAAGUCUCAACAGUGCGUCAGACGUGGCCUACAUAAAUGUGGAAACGAGAGAGGGAAACCGGUAUUGUCUGGAGCUCACAGAGGCAGGACUGAGGGUGGUGGGCUAUGCCUUCGAUCAAGUCAACGAGGAUUUGAGUACCCAGUAUCAUGAGACUGUUUACUCACUUCUGGACACACUGAGUCCAGGUUACAGAGAAGCGUUUGGGAACGCUUUGCUCCAGCGGCUGGAGAGACUGAAGCAAAACGGACAAUAAAAACGUGUGCAAAACAUGUGUACAGUCGUGGCCAAAGGUUUUGAGAAUGACACAAAUAUUAAUUUUGACAAAGUCUGCUGCUUCAGUUUUUAUGAUGGCAAUUUGCAUAUACUCCAGAAUGUUAUGAAGAGUGAUCAGAUGAAUUGCAAUUAAUUUCAAAGUCCCUCUUUACCAUGAAAAUGAACUUAAUCCCAAA
This is a messenger RNA of Larimichthys crocea (large yellow croaker), 739 nucleotides long. RefSeq names its product gsk3b interacting protein (gene gskip). The coding region runs from base 142 to 543 and encodes 133 amino acids. Gene Ontology annotation, cellular component: cytoplasm. The record is from RefSeq and is a predicted model, not a curated record. Lineage: Eukaryota; Metazoa; Chordata; Actinopteri; Sciaenidae. The transcript is spliced from 3 exons. Gene Ontology annotation, molecular function: protein kinase A binding; kinase regulator activity. Gene Ontology annotation, biological process: regulation of canonical Wnt signaling pathway.